CUGUCACUCGUUUUACAUUGACAAACCGCCCAAUUCUCCCAACCCUACAGACCACCCUUUCUUCCCAUCCACUAUCUCUCACCUCCUUAUUACAUAACUAGUCGUCCUUUACCAACACUACUACUACCAUCAAGUCAUCAUAGCUCUCACGGACCUUAAAGCCUUUGUUCUCACCAAAACACUAACAUUUUUUGUCACAUUCUUCGCUUUUGGAGAUUCAUCCCUCAGUUAAUCACGCUUGCCUUCUUCACCUACAACUUCUCUCCUAGAUCCACUUCCUCCGCCUUCAUGCACUUCUCUCUCUUCCUCUAAUUUGUUCACCUUCAGUUCCAGACACUUGUUCAAACCAAAUAAAAAAGAGACACAAGACCAAGAGUUAGGACUCCAUAGCCAUGGCUGUAACAAACAGAAGUUUGAGCCUAGUGUCGCUCACUCUAAAGAGUUGUGAAUAAGUUUCGUGAUCUUAAGCAAUGAGCCAUGGCUUCAAAUGAUGUUGAAUCGACUAGUUAUGACCAGCUUAGAUAGAUUCAUGUUUAGAAAUUUCGCAACGAGGUUCAAUGACGCCAAAUUCGAAACAUGUCUUUUUUUCAUUUGGUUUUUGCAAGUCUUUGGAAUUGAAGGUGAAUAGAUUAGAGAAGGAGAAAGAAAAGCUUCAAGACAAAGGAAGCACAAAUGGAGAGCGAGAGGAAGGCCUCACAAGAAAUCAUUGUUCGAAAGGGAGAGUAGGCAAGGAGAUAGAGUUUCCAACCGACAGCUAUGAGGGAAGGUUGAACAAAGUCUACUUAUCAAGAGGUUUCAAAGCUUAUAAUCUAACAUAUUAUAAGUCAUCAAUACCUAUUUCAAUAUCAAAAGUUAAUCAGUUUGGUGCUGCAAGAUUGGACAUAGAAAUGUCGGCAAUGUUAAAACAACAGUUGGUUAAGGUCUUCUCCUUGAUAAAGGAAUGUUAUUUCAAUAUGAGCCAGAACUUGAUGUGUUCCUUGAGUUUCUCAUCUGGCGGUUCUCAAUUUGGGUGGAUAAGCCAACUCCAGGGAGUGCUCUGAUGAAUUUGAGAUAUAGAGAUGAACGUGCAAUGGAAGCAAGAGCAAAGGGUAAGGCCUGGACCUCUUGCUUGUUCUGCUAGUUAUGUGAUUGACAAUAAGCUUCUUUAGUAGUUCUAAUUAGUAGUUUACAUCUCUAAUUAGUAGUUUGUGUAUAAUCCUUAAGAAUUGAGAAGUACGGGUUUUUAAUAAGCUUCCUUGUUACAAAUGCACUAAAGGAUUGAUUUAAGGUGCAAGUUUAGUUAUUAUUCUCGAGGAUCUAUAUCAUCAUUCUAAUUGCACAGUAACAGAAGUUUUCUAGCUAUAAAUUGGUGUAACGGCAUCCGCUUCUGGUGUAUGAAAGCACAUGCACAAAGGUGUAUUGUAAGGUUAUUGAAAUAAUAUUCUUUACAGUGUUUUCAAUCCACUGGGACCAUUUGAAAUUUCAAAGCUCGGUUGGAUUGUAGUUCUUUUGUGUACUUCAUUUUAUAACAUAUAUAUUUUCUUUUCCAGAUCAUGAUACAGAGUUGUUGUGAGGUCAAAAUUGUUAAAGGUUUAAGGAGCGUGACAUGGGGACUAGGAGUUCAUUUGUGUUCUACUUCCAAAAGCUAUAUAUAUUUCCGUGAAAACCUUUCAUUCAAGUAUUUCUUACGUCAGCUUCAUCUUUUACAAACCUACUGUAAUUUGUUUUCCUUUUUUUUUUUUUUUUGUGU
Messenger RNA from Mangifera indica (mango), 1729 nucleotides. RefSeq lists its product as uncharacterized. The transcript has 4 exons. The record is from RefSeq and is a predicted model, not a curated record. Lineage: Eukaryota; Viridiplantae; Streptophyta; Magnoliopsida; Sapindales; Anacardiaceae. Gene Ontology annotation, cellular component: peroxisomal membrane. Gene Ontology annotation, molecular function: zinc ion binding. The coding region runs from base 558 to 1040 and encodes 160 amino acids. Gene Ontology annotation, biological process: protein import into peroxisome matrix.